GCAAAGUCGCGUCCUGUGACUUUGAAUUGGGGAGGUGCAGUUGCCUUUUCGAACAAGCAAAAUUACCUUUCGUGACACUUCGUGUCAGCUGUCACGAAAGCGCCCUGUGACAAAUAUAAGGUAUCAUCAAGAGGUUCUACCUCGACCCCUCUCACUAGUAGUAGGGCAGCGAACUAAUGGCCGCCUACCCAACUCAGCUCGACGGUCAGCUUGGAGCGGCGGACGGGUUGGGCCAUUCCCAGAAUCAUGUCCUCGAGUUGCAUGACGUUGCCGCCGAGACGCAACGGUCACGAGAGGCGGAAUCUUGCGCUCAAGAGGAGCGUAGAAUGCGAACUAUCGACAGGUCAUUGAACCUGCUCUUACCCUCCGCGGUUGCUGUCACAUUCAUAAACAAGUUCGCCACCACCCAGGCCGGCUCCCGUCUAUACCCCAGACACACAACCCUUGUAGCUGCGCCUUCAUUCACGUUUUUAGCGUUACAAGGAGUGAUGGACGCGUGUUUCUUCAUUCCCCCUUUCAUUGUCACUGCCGUCAUCUUCGGGAAAUGGGCUCUAGGUACGGGUGAGGGCAACAAUGUACAAGUGAGACGGCGAAGAUUGCAUAACUGGCCUCAGCAUGUACGGGCCCGCGUCUUGUCGUGGUUAGAUAUGUUAUUCAUUUUCUUUGGUCUAUCUCAGGCCGUUCAAUCCACAUGUUGGCUCUUUGGGCGGGAACCGCUCCUUGCAACUUCUAUCUUAGUUCCGGGACUUGUCUUGGUGGUUGCGAUUAACCUGUAUUUCAAAAUGCUGUUCAUGUUAUAAUUGUUAUCAUUAAUUUUUAAUUUGGCGAACAGAAUUUGCGAGG
This is a messenger RNA of Suillus paluster, 843 nucleotides long. RefSeq lists its product as uncharacterized. Bases 177 to 800 code for a protein of 207 amino acids. The transcript is spliced from 4 exons. The record is from RefSeq and is a predicted model, not a curated record. NCBI's taxonomy places the organism in Eukaryota, Fungi, Basidiomycota, Agaricomycetes, Boletales, Suillaceae.